Papilio machaon (common yellow swallowtail) is the source of this 474-nucleotide messenger RNA. It is a transcript of the gene RpS26, whose product is annotated as 40S ribosomal protein S26. Gene Ontology annotation, cellular component: ribosome; cytosolic small ribosomal subunit. Gene Ontology annotation, biological process: translation. Lineage: Eukaryota; Metazoa; Arthropoda; Insecta; Lepidoptera; Papilionidae. The coding region runs from base 95 to 442 and encodes 115 amino acids. The transcript is spliced from 3 exons. Gene Ontology annotation, molecular function: mRNA binding; structural constituent of ribosome. The record is from RefSeq and is a predicted model, not a curated record.
GAAAUCAACUAUCAUUCACCUUUACAUUCACUAUUGUCCAUGGUACUAGUUUCUUUUCCGUCGUUCUUCGUUUACAGUAAAGGAGGUUAGAAAUAUGACUCGCAAACGCCGCAAUGGAGGACGCGCCAAGCACGGUCGUGGCCACGUUAAGGCCGUAAGGUGCACAAACUGCGCGCGAUGCGUGCCUAAAGACAAAGCCAUCAAGAAAUUCGUGAUCAGGAACAUUGUUGAGGCGGCUGCCGUCAGAGAUAUCAAUGAAGCCUCAGUUUAUACUUCAUUCCAGCUCCCCAAGCUGUACGCCAAGCUGCACUACUGCGUGUCAUGUGCUAUCCACAGUAAAGUAGUACGCAACAGGUCCAAGAAAGACCGGCGCAUCCGCACACCACCCAAGAGCACUUUCCCCAGGGAUAUGCAGCGCCCGCAGAAUGUGCAGAGAAAGUGAUUAACUUUAAUUAAUAAAAAUGUAAAAACUUA